CAGAAAGAGACUGACUUCAUUCAGCUACCACCCUCAAACAAAGGAUUUAUCACUUCCUCUUUUCCUAGGCAAUAUGGCGAGCGAAGGCGACUGGACCUGCGACGCUAAUGACGCCGUCCAGAUCACUCUUGUCCAGCCCAGUGAACAAAAACCGAAGACGCUCUCUAGCUUCCAUCCUCAGUUUACUUACCCAAUUUUUGGCGAUGAUGAAACAAUUUUCGGCUACAAGGGAUUGAUCAUCCGUUUACGAUUCGCUGCUCAUGACCUCCGUCCGCAUCUCCAUAUUUCCUACGAUGAAAAGUUUAAGACCGUGGGCGACACCUCGGCAGUUGACUUGCUCAAGACAUUAAAUCCAUUCAUCCCAGAAGAGGCAUUUUCCACCCUUGCUGAGUACGAAAGCGCCGUCCAAGAAGACAAAGAUGCGAAGGACUUUGUACCGCCAGGAAAGCUUGUCCAUAACUAUGUCACUCGUGGACGAACGUACGAGAUCUGGGCAGGGUCUCUCGCUGACCCUAAGGUGCGGCGGCUGUUGGACCGGGCUCAGGUCUUCGUGUCUCUAUUCAUCGAGGCUGGAACACCCCUAGAAACGGAGGAUCCCGAAUGGACACUCGAGCGCUGGACGUAUGGCUGA
This is a messenger RNA of Aspergillus nomiae NRRL 13137, 631 nucleotides long. RefSeq names its product histone acetyltransferase type B catalytic subunit. NCBI's taxonomy places the organism in Eukaryota, Fungi, Ascomycota, Eurotiomycetes, Eurotiales, Aspergillaceae. The transcript is spliced from 4 exons. Gene Ontology annotation, cellular component: nucleus. Gene Ontology annotation, molecular function: histone H4 acetyltransferase activity. Gene Ontology annotation, biological process: subtelomeric heterochromatin formation. The annotation marks the transcript as partial. The record is from RefSeq and is a predicted model, not a curated record.